Messenger RNA from Funneliformis geosporum, 1254 nucleotides. NCBI's taxonomy places the organism in Eukaryota, Fungi, Glomeromycota, Glomeromycetes, Glomerales, Glomeraceae. The record is from the annotation of a GenBank genome assembly.
AUGAGCACUGGCACUGGAUAUAUUGGGUCCAAGAUCAGUCUCAUUUCAAGGUCCGACAUUCGUUAUGUGGGCAUAUUACAUAGCAUCAAUUCAGCCGAUUCAACUGUAGCUCUUGAACAAGUUCGCUCUUAUGGAACGGAGGGUCGCCGAGGCAGUCCUUCUGAGGAAAUUCCUCCUUCCGACAAUGUUUUUGAAUACAUCGUAUUUCGUGGUUCGGAUGUAAAAGACUUACAUGUUUGUGAAGCCCCUGCUCAACAACAAUCUUUACCUCCUCAAGUUCCUAACGAUCCUGCUAUUCUUGGGACUACUGCUCCUCGACCAACAAGUUUUCAGAGUUUUGCUCCACCACCAACGUUGGGAAUACAAUUACCACCUAAUCCACCUAAUUUCGCUGGAGCACAUCCGUUUUAUCUUCAACAAGUAGCUGCUGCAUCCUUUCAACAACAGCCACAAUAUUGGCAACAACCACAAGUUCCUCAACCUCAGCUAAAUAGCAACAUCACAGAGCCCGCUGCCAAAGAAGCUGAACAGCCAAAGUCACAAUUACAGAAAGAACAUUCAGCACCUGACAAGGUUGAAGAGCCUAAACCGGAUAAGUCUACAGCAGUCAAAAAUUUCGUCAAGACGGGCUCGAGUUCACGGUCUACCACUGUUACGGCUAAUAAUAGAAAUAAUGAAACCACUAAGGAAGUACCUUCAACAUCCGCUGUUGAAGAUUUGGCCAAGAAAGUCAGCGAAAUCCAAUUAACAUCAACAAAGGAAACUAAUGGUGAAAAACAAGCUGUAAGCAACCAUACUCGUUCUUCUGCCCCAAGUAAUAAUAGACUUCCCGGUAUGGGUGGACAUCUUUUGCAACAAAAUCGUAGAAGCCGUGGCAAUCGACGAAAUUAUAAUCAAAAUUACGAUCGAAACAGGAUUCCUGUCCCUCAAUCUGAUUUCGAUUUUGAAUCAUCGAACGCUAAAUUUAAUAAGGAUGAAAUUGUCAAAGAACAACAAGGUCCAGACGGCCGUCGUGGUUUAUCUGUUGCUGAAAGAAGACAAAAACAAUCAGAAGAAAGACGGUUGAAUCUUGAAACUUUUGGACAAGUAUCUAUUGAUGGUGGAAGAUAUCGCGGAGGUUAUCGUGGUCGUGGCUACCGAGGAAGCAGAGGAGGGUACCGUGGAGGCCGUGGCGCUGGAAGUGGUGGUUAUAGAGGUGGUUAUACUAGCAGUUACCGAGGGAAUAAUUAUAGGCAACAAAUGCAACAAUCAUGA